Messenger RNA from Thecamonas trahens ATCC 50062, 864 nucleotides. RefSeq names its product serine/threonine-protein phosphatase dullard-A. Gene Ontology annotation, molecular function: protein serine/threonine phosphatase activity. Bases 1 to 843 code for a protein of 280 amino acids. The record is from RefSeq and is a predicted model, not a curated record. Lineage: Eukaryota; Apusomonadida; Apusomonadidae. The transcript is spliced from 2 exons.
AUGGACUCAUGCAUCAUCUGCGGUGGACGGCAGUCGUACUUUUACGAGCUGUUCUUCUCACCAGAACUGCCGACACCCCACGGUGGCCCGCUGACGGUGUCAACUGAGGAUGGUGCUGACGGUGGUGCCGGGGUGGGGAGCGUAGCGGCAAGUGCGUUGUCGGGCGGGGCGGAUGCGGCGGCGGUGGCGGCGGCAGCGGCGGCGGGCGGGAUUGGGAGCGCCAAGAUGGACAUGCCGCCAACAGUCAUCAAUCGGGCCGAUGCGUCGGUGACAGUCCUCAAUCCGCUGCGGAACAGAGUGCUGCUGCGGCGGCUCGAGCGCAAGACGCUGGUGUUGGACCUGGACGAGACGCUGGUGCACUCGACGCUGCGGCCGGCGGGCGAGCCGGAUCUUGAGCUCCGAGUCCACAUCGACUCGUUCCCGUGUGUAUUCUAUGUGUUCAAGCGGCCGCACGUCGACGCGUUCCUCAGGCAGGUGGCGGCGUGGUACGACGUUGUCGUGUUCACGGCGUCGCUCCACCAGUACGCCAAUCCCGUGCUCGAUGCACUCGACCCAGACUCGGAGCUCAUCGCGCAACGCUACUUUCGCGAGUCGUGCACGCUACUGCCGACUGGCUUUGCCAAGGACGUGUCCAUCACCCGCAGCGACGGCGACCUGGCCAAGGCCGUUCUGGUCGACAACUCGCCAUCGGCCUUUAUGAUCAACCGGCACAACGCCAUCCCCAUCGAGACGUGGCAGUCCAAUGUCAACGACGAGGCGCUUCUCGAUCUUCUCCCCUUUCUCAACAUCCUCCGCUUUGUGGACGACGUCCGCUCCAUCCUCUCGCUGCGCGUGGCGAGGUGAGGUAAAGCUUGAUCAUGUUUA